AUGGAAAAGAGAACCUCAGCAAUCUUCCCUAGAAUCCAAGCCAAAUUGGAGAAAGCUAAGGAAGCUGCUGCUCUUUGCAAUUCCAUUCCUUCUUCACCAACUGCUUUCCAAUGGCAUGUAUCUUCCUAUGUAACUUCAAUGCUGAGGAGUAUGUCUCUGAGUGGUAUAGGAAAGAUACAUACCUUAAGGCAUAUGGCAACUCCAUACCUCCAUGUGGAAAGACACUGGACUAAGGUGGACUAUCCAUUGCAACCACCCCCUAUAAAGAUAGGGCCAGGGAGGCCUAGGAAAAACAGAAUCAAGGACCCACAUGAGGACCCAAAGAAGCCUGGGAAGCUCACAAGGCAUGGUGUUGAGAUGCACUGUAGUGUGUGUAAGGGGAAGGGUCACAACAAGAGAAGAUGUCCUAAUAAGGACAGUGCUGCAGCUGCUGCUAAUAAGAGACAAAGAGUAGAACAAGCAUCAACAUCAGCAAGCACUCACUUAGAAAUUGCAUCUGGACAUGCUUCAAAUAUAAGUGCACAACCAUCAAGAACUGGAAGAAAUGGGAGAACAAUUGCUGGUGGUAGGGGCUCAAGAGGAACAGGAGUUGGAAGAGGGAUCAGAGGUGCAGGUAGAUCCUCUACUGUAACUGGGAGGGGCUCUAGGGGAGGAGGAGAUGGAAGAGGGUCCAGAGGUGCAGGAAGGGGUCGAGGGAGCAAGGGGAGAGGUGGAAGUAAUGGAGGCAGAGGAAAUGUACCUGCUGGGGUUGGUGUAUUUGUUGGCAAUGAUGGGUCAACUUACUUCAAUGGGAGGAUGCAAGCACAAGGCUCCCAAUUAGCCUUGGGUCUAGGUAGCCAAGCAUCAACAAGCACCACCAAUCAUCCUUCAGUUCAUGGAUCUGUUUAG
Messenger RNA from Beta vulgaris subsp. vulgaris (sugar beet), 888 nucleotides. RefSeq lists its product as uncharacterized. The transcript has 4 exons. The record is from RefSeq and is a predicted model, not a curated record. Lineage: Eukaryota; Viridiplantae; Streptophyta; Magnoliopsida; Caryophyllales; Amaranthaceae. Bases 1 to 888 code for a protein of 295 amino acids.